Prionailurus viverrinus (fishing cat) is the source of this 1563-nucleotide messenger RNA. RefSeq names its product protease associated domain containing 1 (gene PRADC1). The transcript is spliced from 5 exons. The record is from RefSeq and is a predicted model, not a curated record. Bases 590 to 1156 code for a protein of 188 amino acids. NCBI's taxonomy places the organism in Eukaryota, Metazoa, Chordata, Mammalia, Carnivora, Felidae.
UGGAACUUGUCAGAGGACGAGCGGAGGGGAGGUCGCGGGAGACCACCUGGGCGCUAGACGAAUGCCUUCCCAAGGAGGGAGGUGAGGAGGAGGAAAGCAUAGCUGGGAGAAGCAAAUCGUCAUCUUGCGAGGCGGCCGCAGGGAGGAUCCAGCCAAGACCGCAAAGCUGACGGCCACGACUUUCCUGGGCUGUAGUGAGUCCAGCGGGGCGCCCACCUCCAGUGCUCUUUCCUCCCCGCCCGCCCGCCAGCCAGCCCACCAGCCCGCGCAAUCCUGCAGUGGAAUCCAAACUAAGAAACGCUGGGGCGCGGGUUGGGAGGGGUGGCAGUUGCUGUUAAGAGUUUAGGCCAAUCGGUCCUAGGCCCCACUUCUCUCGACCAAUAGGAAGUGGGCUAAGGCGCAGAGGCGGAAAGUGUAGCUACAGGAACAGGCAUCAGAGCCAAUCAGCCGUCGGCCCCGUUCCUGUCCGCCAACCAGCGGCAAGAGCGGGUCUGGGGGCGGGAGGCCGGAGCAGCUGUCAGGCUGAAGUCCAGCGAGCUAGCACGGUGGGGCGGCUGGAAGAAGCGCGGCGCCGGGCCGGGCCCUGGAGAUGGUCCCCGGCGCCGCGGGCUGGUGUUGUCUCGUGCUCUGGCUCCCCGCAUACGUCGCGGCCCACGGCUUACGCAUCCAUGAUUAUUUGUACUUCCAAGUGCUGAGUCCUGGAGACAUUCGAUACAUCUUCACGGCCACACCUGCCAAGGACUUUGGUGGUAUCUUUCACACAAGGUAUGAGCAGAUUCAUCUUGUCCCUGCGGAACCUUCAGAGGCCUGUGGAGAACUCAGCAACGGUUUCUUCAUCCAGGACCAGAUCGCUCUGGUGGAGAGAGGGGGCUGCUCCUUCCUCUCCAAGACACGGGUGGUGCAGGAGCACGGCGGGCGGGCAGUGAUCAUCUCUGACAACGCGGUUGAUAAUGACAGCUUCUACGUGGAGAUGAUCCAGGACAGUACCCAGCGCACAGCUGACAUCCCUGCCCUCUUCCUGCUCGGCCGAGAUGGCUACAUGAUCCGCCGUUCCCUGGAACAGCAUGGGCUGCCAUGGGCCAUCAUUUCCAUCCCAGUCAAUGUCACCAGCAUCCCCACCUUUGAGCUGCUGCAACCGCCCUGGACCUUCUGGUAGAAGAGUUGGUCCCACACACCAGCCAUAAACAACUCUGGGCUGGGAAGGGGAAAUCCAGGAAUUCUGCUAUUUGGGAUUUGGGGAUAGCAUUUGAGGACAGGUGGAGCCGGGUAGGGGAAAAAGGCUUUGGCCUUGGCUAUGCUAAGAAAAGCUGUGCCACUGGCCUUCCCUUCCUCGGGGUCCCCAAAUGUCUCAUGCUAUGGGAAUAGACAAGAGCCAGGCCCCAGAGCUUCUGGACUAGAAUCUGGAACACAGGGGCUAAGGGCAGGUGGCCUGAGAGCCAUCUGUGACCUGUCACAUCCCACCUGGUUCUCGCCUCCCCUUCCCAGGGUCUCUUCAGUGUACUUCAUAGCAGCUGCUGGAGUGGUGUUUGAGGAAUUAAUAAACCCUCACUGACUUUUUAGCAA